Messenger RNA from Castor canadensis (American beaver), 3634 nucleotides. The record is from RefSeq and is a predicted model, not a curated record. Lineage: Eukaryota; Metazoa; Chordata; Mammalia; Rodentia; Castoridae.
UUAGUAGAUACCUUUUUUGUGUCAAAAGAAUUAAGGUAGGGAAAACUUCAUAUCAUGCCAAUUAGAACUCAACUGCUUGGGAAAUUUGUCUGUCCCCUCUCUGUCUUGAUUUCUGGGAAGGUUUGAGCCUGGUGAACUUUCAACUUGGAACUUGAGCGUGAGUGACUCCAUUUUGACUUUUUGCCUGGUCUGUAUUGGGAGCUUAGUCCUAUAACAGUGGCCUCCCAUCAGUUGUGUCUGAGAAUCUGGUUGGGUUUAGUGUUGUAUUUCCAAAUUCUCUUUAGAGGUGAGACUGUCCCUUCUGCUUUCCUCCUCACCUCUGGUCCUCUUUCCCAGAAUCGCCAUGGAAACCUACAUCCGGCAGAGGCAGCUCAUCAUGUCACCCUUGAUAACAUCAAAUGUGAUUGGGGAGAAUGAGCCACUCACUUCAGUCUUGAACAAAGUGAUAGCCGCAAAGGACGUCAAUCACAAAGGGCAAGGACUCUGGGUAUCCUUGAAGCUGUUGCCAGGUGACCUCACACAGGUUCAGAAGAAUUUUUCACACUUGGUUGAUAGAUCAACAGCAAUAGCUCGGAAAAUGGGCUUCCCUGAGAUAAUACUGCCAGGAGAUGUUCGGAAUGAUAUUUAUGUCACUCUGAUCCAUGGGGAGUUUGACAAAGGGAAAAAGAAGACGCCCAAGAACGUGGAGGUGACCAUGUCUGUGUUUGAUGAGGAAGGCAACCUCUUGGAGAAAGCAAUCCAUCCUGGUGCUGGAUACGAAGGCAUUUCAGAAUACAAGUCAGUAGUCUACUACCAAGUCAAGCAGCCCUGUUGGUAUGAGACUGUCAAGGUAUUCAUUGCUAUCGAGGACGUCACACGCUGCCACUUAAGAUUUACCUUCCGACACAGGUCGUCUCAGGAAUCCAGAGAUAAAUCAGAGCGAGCUUUCGGGGUGGCCUUCGUGAAACUGAUGAACCCGGACGGCACUACCUUGCAGGAUGGGAGGCAUGAUUUGGUGGUGUAUAAGGGUGAUAACAAGAAAAUGGAAGAUGCUAAAUUCUACCUGACCCUGCCUGGGACCAAGGUGGAGAUGGAAGAAAAAGAGCUCCUAGCAUCCAAAAACAUGGUGCCCUUCAAUUCCAGCAAGGACAGUACGAAGGACAGUUUUCAGAUUGCCACCCUUAUUUGCUCCACAAAACUCACCCAGAACGUUGACCUGCUAGGCUUGUUAAAUUGGCGUUCCAACUCCCAGAACAUUAAACACAACCUAAAGAAGCUAAUGGAGGUGGAUGGAGGAGAGAUUGUGAAGUUUUUGCAAGACACACUAGAUGCUCUUUUUAACAUAAUGAUGGAAAUGUCUGACAAUGAAACGUAUGACUUCCUGGUGUUUGAUGCACUGGUAUUUAUCAUUUCCCUGAUAGGAGACCUCAAGUUCCAGCAUUUUCAUCCUGUACUUGAGACCUACAUUUACAAGCACUUCAGUGCCACUCUGGCAUAUGUGAAACUCUCCAAGGUACUGAACUUCUAUGUGGCAAAUGCAGAUGAUGCAAGCAAGACAGAGUUGCUCUUUGCUGCCUUGAAAGCCCUGAAGUACUUGUUUAGGUUCAUCAUCCAGUCCCGUGUGCUGUACUUGAGAUUUUAUGGUCAAAGCGAAGAUGGAGAUGAAUUUAAUAACUCAAUUCGGCAGUUAUUUCUUGCUUUCAAUACACUAAUGGACAGGCCUCUGGAGGAAGCUGUCAAGAUCAAGGGGGCAGCUUUGAAGUACCUCCCCAGCAUCAUUAAUGACGUCAAACUGGUGUUUGAUCCUGCAGAGCUCAGCAUGCUGUUCUGCAAAUUCAUUCAGAGCAUUCCUGACAACCAGUUAGUCAGGCAGAAGCUUAACUGCAUGACCAAGAUAGUAGAGAGUAGUCUCUUCCAACAGGCAGAAUGCAGAGAUGUGCUGCUGCCGCUGCUGACGGACCAGCUCAGUGGCCAACUGGACGACCACUCAAGCAAGCCUGACCAUGAGGCCAGCUCACAGCUGCUGAGCAAUAUCCUCGAGGUGCUGGACAGGAAGGAUGUGGGGCCCACGGCAGCACACAUCCAGCUGAUCAUGGAGCGUCUGCUGCGAAGAAUCAACAGGACAGUGAUCGGGAUGAGCCGGCAGUCUCCCCACAUUGGCAGCUUUGUGGCUUGUAUGAUAGCCAUCCUACAGCAAAUGGACGACAGCCACUACAGUCACUACAUCAGUACUUUCAAAACCAUACAGGACAUCACUGACUUCCUUAUGGAGACUUUUAUCAUGUUUAAGGAUCUGAUCGGGAAGAAUGUCUACGCCCAAGAUUGGAUGGUCAUGAAUAUGACACAGAGUAGGGUUUUUCUCCGUGCUAUCAAUCAGUUUGCUGAGGUUCUCACAAGAAAAUUCAUGGAUCAUGCAAGCUUUGAACUUCAGCUCUGGAACAAUUACUUCCACUUGGCAGUCGCAUUUCUCACCCACGAGUCCCUUCAGCUUGAAACCUUCUCACAAGCCAAGCGCAACAAAAUUGUAAAAAAAUAUGGGGACAUGAGAAAGGAAAUCGGCUUUAGAAUCCGGGACAUGUGGUAUAACCUGGGUCCCCACAAAAUCAAAUUCAUCCCAUCCAUGGUGGGUCCCAUUCUGGAGGUCACUCUGACCCCUGAAGUGGAGCUCCGGAAAGCCACAAUUCCCAUUUUCUUUGAUAUGAUGCAGUGUGAGUUCAAUUUCAGUGGAAAUGGCAAUUUCCAUAUGUUUGAGAAUGAGUUGAUCACAAAGCUGGACCAAGAGGUAGAAGGAGGCCGAGGCGAUGAACAGUACAAGGUUCUUCUGGAAAAACUGCUCCUAGAACAUUGCCGGAAGCAUAAAUACCUGUCCAGCUCUGGGGAAGUCUUUGCCCUCCUGGUCAGCAGCCUCUUAGAGAACCUGCUGGACUACAGAACCAUUGUCAUGCACGAUGAGAGCAAGGAGAACCGCAUGAGCUGCACCGUGAAUGUGCUGAAUUUCUAUAAAGAAAAGAAGCGAGAGGACAUAUAUAUAAGAUACCUUUACAAGCUCCGAGAUUUGCACCGAGACUGUGAGAACUACACGGAGGCUGCCUACACGCUGCUCCUACAUGCCGAGCUUCUGCAGUGGUCUGACAAGCCCUGUGCACCCCAUUUGCUCCAGAGGGACACUUACUAUGUUUAUACCCAGCAAGAGCUUAAAGAAAAACUGUAUCAAGAAAUUAUAUCAUAUUUUGACAAAGGCAAAAUGUGGGAGAAGGCCAUUAAACUGAGCAAGGAGUUGGCUGAGACCUACGAGAGCAAAGUGUUUGACUACGAGGGCCUGGGUAGUCUCCUGAAAAAAAGAGCCUCGUUUUAUGAGAACAUCAUUAAAGCCAUGAGGCCUCAGCCCGAGUACUUUGCAGUGGGGUACUAUGGCCAGGGCUUUCCUUCUUUCCUGAGGAAUAAAAUCUUUAUCUACCGGGGGAAGGAGUAUGAAAGGCGAGAAGACUUCAGCCUGAGGUUGCUCACCCAGUUCCCCAAUGCUGAGAAGAUGACAAGUACCACACCCCCUGGAGAAGACAUCAAGUCAUCCCCCAAGCAGUGCAUCCUUGCCAUGGGAAAAAUGGCCUACCAGCACUUUCCCUUGGGACAGCCCCAGCUAAGCCAGCAAAUCUAA